This is a messenger RNA of Triticum aestivum (bread wheat), 2418 nucleotides long. Its product is annotated as protein SRG1. NCBI's taxonomy places the organism in Eukaryota, Viridiplantae, Streptophyta, Magnoliopsida, Poales, Poaceae. The record is from RefSeq and is a predicted model, not a curated record. The transcript has 6 exons. The coding region runs from base 379 to 1476 and encodes 365 amino acids.
CAGGGCAAGCUUACCAGGAAGAGGCCCCAGUUCUUCAAGGCCGACUGCAUCUUAUCAACCUCAUCAGAGCUGUUACCAGGGGCAGGCAGACAGCUGAGAUCGAUGAUUGGGAUCGGAUCGGGCAUCUCGUAACAGGCCAUGUCUGGGCGGUUUUGCUCAGGAACCACAUACUGGCUUGGUGGCUCCUGUACGCAAGUCACCAGCUCUUGCACAAUCGAGGUGGUUGGUGGCUGGUCUAUUCAUCGAUAACCAUGUGGACUGAGACGGGACUGAGACAAAGACAACUUCAUCUUGCUUACUGCAACCUCUUUCUUCAAGAGAGCACAACCACCAAGGAGAGCAAGACCAGGAUCAGCAAAGAAACAUCCAAGAACUCCAAUGGCUGAUGAGUCAUGGAGGCUGCCUAGUUCAGUGCAGCAACUGGCUGCCAGCACACAGGAGCCACCAAGGCAGUACUUGCUCAGAGAGCAAGAACCGCUUGGUGGGAACCUGGCUGGUACCGAGAUGCCGGAGCCCAUUCCAACAAUCGAUCUCGGCCUGCUGUCUGCAUCCAACGAUGCGGAGGAGGCCGCCAAGCUGCGGUCGGCGCUGCAGACCUGGGGAUUCUUCAAGGUUUCUAACCAUGGAAUGGAGACCUCUCUGAUGGAUUCUGUGAUGACCACGUCAAGGGAUUUUUUCCGCCUACCGCUCGAAGAGAAGAGAAAGUACAGUAACAUAAUAGAUGGGAAACAUUUCCAGAUGGAAGGGUAUGGAACUGACCAGGUGAAAACGCAAGACCAAAGACUGGACUGGUCCGAUCGACUGCAUCUUAAAGUGGAGCCAGAGGACGAGAGAAACCUUGCCCUUUGGCCCAUACAUCCAAAAUCUUUCAGGGAUGACCUGCAUGAGUACACAUUGAGGAGCAAGAGAAUCAAAGACGACGUCCUUCGGGCAAUGGCCAAGCUAUUGGAGCUCGAUGAAGAUUGCCUAGUUAACCAGUUUAGCGACAGGGCUCUCACUUUUGCUAGAUUCAAUUACUAUCCUCCAUGUCCAAGACCUGAUCUUGUCUUGGGCAUCAAGCCUCACUCUGAUGUCUAUGCUCUUACGGUUCUUCUAAUGGACAAAGAUGUCGCUGGGCUGCAGUUUCUCAGAGAUGGAACGUGGUACAACGUUCCAGCUGUGUCUAACUACACCUUGCUGAUCAACGUUGGUGUUACAAUGGAGAUAAUGACCAACGGGAUCUUAAAAGGGCCAGUACAUAGGGUUGUGACUAAUUCUGAGAAAGAGAGGAUCUCAGUGGCCGUGUUCUAUGGUCUGGAUCCUGAAAGAGAGAUUGGACCGAUAGCUCAGAUGUUGACUGAGGACCGACCGGCGCGAUACAGGAAAAUGAAGGUCAAGGAUUUCCUAGCCGCGCACUUUGAGCAUUUCUCUCGAGGAGAAAGAGUCGUCGAUUCGUUAAGGAUACGAUCAAGGAUUUUCAAGAGAAGGUAUUUUUGAAUGAAAUUGCUGCUCCUGUACAGUGCUAUACACUAUAGGUGUAGCAACAAGAAAUUUCCUGCUUGCGUGUUCCAGUGACCCUGAGGUGAUGAUCAUCACAUCACCUACGAGAAUGAGCACAGACCUGGGUAGUCCAAGACACAAAUGGAGAAGCCAGAGGUUGCCAAUAUUAGAAGAAAAUAGAUCAUUGACUCAAUGUCACUAAGCACGUCAUUUGGUCAUUCAUUGUUCAGAAAAUGGAAUGCAAGUGAGAAUUGUAGCAGAAAGAUGCACAUAUAGUGGCAUGCCGGUAGCAAUGCUAUUUAUGAUUUUCAAGUGGUAGUGCCAUGUUGGCAAAAGCAUCUUGGCAAUUCUUCAGUGUGGUCCAAAAAUGUCACCUUUCGUAUGCCUGACGGGAAUUCGGUGUCAUUAUCUAGGUGGCCGUGGUUACCACCUUCAGUCAAUUUUCACCAGAUUUUCAGAAAUUAGUCAUUUGAUUAGGUACCGAAACAAGUGUCUGUCUUUCGGUCCAAACAUUUCAGUCAUUUUAGUUGGCACACAUGAAUCCAAAUAAAAUUCAGAACAACUGUAGACAUUCCUGAAACUUCGGUUGGAUUAAGCCAAUCUCAAAAUUCUGAUCCUUUGUUCCAAAUGCAGAACAAAAGAAAACGAAAAGUCAAUAUUAGCGUUGUGGCUCCUGCUCACACUCCUGCUGAUUCGAAACUUCACAUCCCACUCGGAAUUCAUGCUUGCACUGAACCUGAAUCAUGCUCCCAUUUGGUUUUUGACUGUGUUGUGGCACGAUAGAUUCGGUCUCUUAUUUCUGGUGGUGUCACCAAUCCUGAGUCAUUUUAGUUUUUUGACUGUUCCGCUGGGUUCUGACUUUGAGUCGAUGGCCAGAUGGCGGAUAAGAGGAUAGUAAAAAACGGCGUCUUGAACCUGCUUUGCUCUGCAACCCUGUGG